Branchiostoma belcheri (Belcher's lancelet) is the source of this 3009-nucleotide messenger RNA. RefSeq lists its product as uncharacterized. Lineage: Eukaryota; Metazoa; Chordata; Leptocardii; Amphioxiformes; Branchiostomatidae. Bases 174 to 2441 code for a protein of 755 amino acids. The transcript has 2 exons. The record is from RefSeq and is a predicted model, not a curated record.
UAUAUACCAAGAUGGCGGACAACACUGGACGCGCGUCACAUGAGCUCCGUCUGUAAAUCAAUCUAAGAGCGGUUGCUUGUGUCGCAGAGUGAUAUAUACAGUUAAUUUUGACAUCAGUUCAUAGCCUAUUUACGUUACUCAACUUUUCGGACAUUCAAACGUGCAUUUUCAUCAUGGAUCGGGAGAAAAUCGAUGGUGAUUGCGGGUCACCCAAGCCGGAGCUACAGACAAAGAGAUACCGGACAAGGUCGGGCAAAACCAAGCCGUGGAACACGCCGGCGAAGGAUAUCCUGGAUUUUGAACAAGUUACGGAAGAUCACACAGACUCCAGUAAAACAAAGGUAUGUAACCUCAAGUUCCGUACAACCUCAGAACGAGUCCCCGUGUGGAUUGAGGCUAGCAGAGUCCAUUUUGAUCAGUCACUGGAAAAGGACACGGGGUACAAGUUCACCUGGAAGAAGGGCAACCACACACAACUGUCAGUAACUGAUCCGGCUCGAUCAGGGGACAAUGCCAAAGUUCUGACUAUUCACUUCUAUCAUACCGGUACGAUCCUAAUCCACGGGAAAGGAUCAUCCUGGUUUGCCACAAAUAUCUUCCCCAAAGUCAAGAAAGAAGUUGAUUGUCUUACCGACGCGUCACUUGCACAAGAUGGCGGAUAUGUUAAUGAAGAACUAGAAGACGAGGGGGAAGAAACAAUAGAAGACAACGCAAAGACAAUGGAGACCUUCCCUGAUCAGUGUGAAGUGUCCGCCAUGACACUGACAGUGUCUGACAGUGACUCAGAUCAGACAACAAUCCCAAAGUCUGUCGUAGAUCUCACCUGUGAGAACAGUCAAGCAGAGAACACAACUCCAAAAUCAGUCACUUCCCCAUCUAUCCGUAAAGUACUAGGUGGCCUCGAGAACAUUAUUUUAACGCCAUUCACGAAGAUGCGGGAGUCUACAGGUAAACUCAAGGGCAAAGAGGGAAAACCGCAACUCUCAAACCCACGAACACGGCGCGCAUUGAAGACUGAUCUCUCUAAUUCUAAAGAGCAAUCAUCUGGCACACAGCUCCCAAACACCGAUGCAGAGAAUAUGUUCACGACACUGGUUGACGAGCUGAAUGGUUUGAAGGAGCUAGUCUUUAACAACAAAACUACUAUGGACAAACAAGGGAAACAGAUAACAAACCUCCAAGCUAAUCUUCAAAACAAAAGAAAAGUGAUUGACAAACAAGCUCAACAAGUUGAAAAACAAGCACAACAAAUUGAAGAUUUAAAUGCCGAACUCCAGCGUCAACGCGAAAUCGCAAAGAACUUGGAAGACGCACUAGCCACACAGCAAACAGCACAGGAAGCAUUACAAGCUCAAGUUUUGAUUUUGGCAAACCAAGCUCAAUCAUCCACCAUAACUACGAAACCAGUACAGAACAAAGCAAAAAGUGACGACUCUAGAAUACAUCGUCUAUACUCUGAGAUUGUCGCUGGUGCCCAAGACUCAGUAGACAGCGCAAUCAGCCACGAUGUACAAGCUGAACCAACAACACAAGACACCCAGACUUCUGCUCCCACUUCCACCGAAACUGACGGUAACACAUCCGCGCCAACUCCAACACAAAAGGACAUGAAUGCGACAGCUCAAGUCCGAAUCUUUGCAGACUCCUUGUGGAACGAUGUUGAUCCCAAGAAAAUGUACAAACACAAAAGCGUAAACAUCAUCAAAACGACAACACUUCCCAAAGCUGCUGACAAGAUCGAGACGACACAGGACACCGGGACCGAGCUUGUUAUCAUCCAUGUAGGAUCUAACGAUCUGGACAAUACGAAAGCUCGGCCCGACAGCAAGGACAUAUGUGUGGAACAGACAUUCAAAGUGAUCGAUUCGGCAAAAAGAUCCUUCCCAAAUGCUAGAAUCACUAUGUCUCAGGUCCUACCUAGAGGAAUGAACAUGAACUCCCAUCUGAACAGGAACAUAGCUUCAUACAAUGACGUCAUUGAAAGGGCAUGUGUACAGGACGAGAAGCUUACAUACGUAAGGCACAGGCUCUUGUCAGAAGAUAGAUCCAUGUACAAAGCAGACGCCAUCCACAUCAAACCUGACACAGGCGUCAGGCUGAUGGUUGCCGACGUAAAACGCACCCUGCGUCACCAACAGCUGGCCACAACAAGAAACCAGGACAGGAACCCAAUUCCACAGCACAGGAACUCAAGCGGGAAACUGCCCACGUCGACCAGCGCACAGCAGACGCAGCCCGAGCGACGUCAUCCACCAAGUCUCCGGUGGAACCCUUCAAGGAAACCCGAGCAACGACUACUUCCUACGUGGAACCAGGCACCCCCUCCACCUCCGCAGUGGAUUCGACAGUCAGGGCCGCCUGGGACAAGAGCACACCAGCAGGACAAGCGUCAAACUGUGGAGACGUUGAUUAACAUGCUGACUGACUUUCUCAGACAUUAGGCUCAAGAGACACGCUACGAUGAUGAAAGUCCGUAACACCCAAGUGUUCGCUCAGGUGACAAAUUCUGUUCUCCCUUUUCCAUUUUACUUCUUUCUAACUACAUAAGUGACAUUUACCAAAUACUAGUAUAAUCUGAUGGUACGAAUAGGUAAAGGCAUAUAUACAUGUAAUAUGAGUGAGCAUACCCACUUGUAAUACAGUCAUCCCUAUUCACGCUAAUUUGUAUUAUUUCACUCUGCGCACAAUGUAGCUUUGCUCUUAUUACUGGAAUACUUUAGUACCACCCUUUUACUCGUUCGAUUUCAAUUAUGUCAGCUCAAAAGGUAGCUCUGAGGUUCUGUUCAUGGAACGUUCAGGGCGGCCUUAGGAGAAAAUGCCAGAACGAUGAUUUUGUUAGAUGUUUAGAAGAUUAUGAUUUUGUAUGUUUGCAAGAGUCAUGGCUAAAUCCUAAGGAAAACUUUAGAUUAGACUCCUUUAGUUAUAUAAGAAGUGACAGGAACGCUAAAAAGUCUGCGAAAAGGAACUCCGGUGGGGUAAUCAUUAUGUUCCGUAACAGACUGAUGAAGG